AUGUUUCGAGAUAUUUACAGAAACUCACUCAAGAUAGAUGCACAGGAUGUUCACUUGAGCAGCGAUAGAAACAGCAGAGUCUUCCCAUACGACAUAGAUGUAGACAGAAUUCUCCCAGAAUCGUACAAAACUGCAAUUCGAGGCACAAAAGAAGAGAAAAUUGACAAGUUUUCAGAAGGCACUCUAUUCUAUGUAUUCUUCAACCACUGCGGGAAAAGAGUCCAAAAAGAUGCGUAUACUAGGUUAAUUAAACUAGGCUGGUUGUACAGUAAAGAGAUGAAGACAUUCUUGCAGAUCAUUAAAAGAAGUGGAGAGACCGGUCUUAUUCUGUAUUUUGACUAUUGCACCUGGAAAAAGGUGACAAAAGAGGUUGUACUUGAUGCAGCCUUUAUGAGCACGCUUGAAGACAAAGAUAUUUGA
Nematocida ausubeli is the source of this 420-nucleotide messenger RNA. RefSeq lists its product as uncharacterized. Gene Ontology annotation, cellular component: CCR4-NOT core complex; P-body. The transcript has a single exon. Bases 1 to 420 code for a protein of 139 amino acids. Gene Ontology annotation, biological process: nuclear-transcribed mRNA poly(A) tail shortening; regulation of DNA-templated transcription. The record is from RefSeq and is a predicted model, not a curated record. Lineage: Eukaryota; Fungi; Microsporidia.